Messenger RNA from Conger conger (European conger), 2374 nucleotides. Its product is annotated as ankyrin repeat domain-containing protein 13C. NCBI's taxonomy places the organism in Eukaryota, Metazoa, Chordata, Actinopteri, Anguilliformes, Congridae. Gene Ontology annotation, molecular function: protein binding. Bases 404 to 1981 code for a protein of 525 amino acids. Gene Ontology annotation, cellular component: cytoplasm. The transcript is spliced from 13 exons. The record is from RefSeq and is a predicted model, not a curated record.
UUGGGAGGGGUCCCGUACUCUCGCGAGAUCAGGGACGGAAGAUGACAGAUGGAUCUCUAUCGGCCGUUCGGUAGGAUGAGCGGCUUACCGUCCCGUGGCAGCUAUGAACGACAACAUUAUGUCGCUAUAGUAAGUAAAACGGGGGAGACCGCAUGCAACUAACUGUCCGACAACAGUUGCAUAAUCGGUAGUUCUGGGUUCGUUUUAUUCGUUAACGGCAUUGUGCGUUAUUUUUAUUUCUGGGGGAUUCCGUGUUUUCAUGUUACGUGAGCUGCCGUUAUUGUCCCCGUCGAUCAACUACAGGCAUCCAUUGCAACGCCAGGGAGUAUUUACAUCGGUUUCCUCGGGUUAGCUGGGGGUUGGAUCAGAUUAUUUUGUUGCACACUUUUUAAACUCUUAAAAAAUGACUGGAGAAAGGCGUCGCUCUCUGCGCAAGGAUCCGAAGCAGAAGAAGGAUAUGGAGGCGGUGGAACACGACGAGGAGGCGGCGGGGACGUUAACGGUGUCCAGGAAUAACAGGAUCAAAGCAAACAAGAUCUUCAACAAUCACAAGAUGAUCAAAUCGCCGUCAACGCAGCAUCAGCAUCAGUUAUCCCAGAUCAACGCCAACACCAACGACACUAACGCUAACGCUAACUCGAACACAGCCGCCACCGACGACAACAAGAACCCCCUCGUUCACAAUACGGAGGAUUUCCCGGUUCACGAGUGUGUGUUUAAAGGAGAUGUGCGCCGGCUGUCCUCGCUAAUCCGGACACAAAACAUCGCUCAGAAAGAUGUCCACGGAAACACACCUCUUCACCUGGCAGUUAUGAUGGGACACAAAGAGUGCGCCCAUCUGCUCCUGGCCCACAAUGCACCAGUGAAGGUGAAGAACGCCCAGGGGUGGAGCCCGCUGGCAGAAGCCAUCAGCUAUGGAGACCGACAAAUGAUCACAGCCCUGCUGAGGAAGCUAAAGCAGCAGUCCAGAGAGAGCGUGGAGGACAAGAGGCCUCGGCUGCUGAAAGCACUGAGGGAGUUGGGUGACUUUUACCUGGAGGUUCACUGGGAUUUUCAGAGCUGGGUGCCCCUGCUCUCCCGCAUCCUGCCGUCCGAUGCCUGUAAAAUCUACAAGCAGGGGAUAAAUAUCAGGCUGGACACCACGCUCAUCGACUUCACUGACAUGAAGUGCCAGCGUGGGGACCUGAGUUUCACCUUCAGGGGCGACGCCCCUCCCCCAAAAUCCUUUGUGGUUCUGGACAACGAGCAGAAAGUCUAUCAGCGCAUUCACCAUGAGGAGUCGGAGAUGGAGACCGAGGAGGAAGUUGACAUCCUGAUGAGCAGCGAUAUUUACUCUGCCACCCUCUCCACCAAAUCCAUCACAUUCUCCCGCACGCAGUCUGGCUGGCUCUUCAGAGAGGACAAGACGGAGCGAGUGGGCAGCUUCCUGGCAGAAUGCUUUGCGGUGAACGGCCUGGUUCUGGAGUCCAGGAAGCGGCGGGAACACCUGAACGAGGAGGACAUCCUGCGGAACAAGGUCGUCAUGGAGACCUGGAGCAAGGGAGGGAACGCCAUCGAGCACAACUACGAGCCUGUGAGGAGGCAGUCUCUCACCGCUCCAUCUCCAAACUCUCUCUCCUGGGAGGAAUACAUCACAGCCGAGCACGGCCGAGCCCCUCAGCUGGGCCGGGAGCUGGUGUGUAAGGAGAGCAAGAAGAACUUCAAGGCCACAGUGGCCAUGAGCCAGGACUUCCCGCUGGCCAUGGAGUCGUUGCUGAAUGUACUGGAGGUCAUCGCUCCCUUUAAACACUUUAACAAGCUGAGAGAGUUUGUGCAGAUGAAGCUUCCGCCCGGAUUUCCUGUCAAAUUGGACAUCCCGGUGUUCCCCACUGUCACUGCCACUGUGACGUUCCAGGAGUUCCGCUACGACCAGUUUGACGAGUCCGUCUUCGCCACGCCGCCCGACUACAAGGAGGACCCAAGCCGCUUCCCUGACCUCUGACCGCCCCCCUCCCUGGGCACACACUGCCCCACAGGGGGCACUGGACAUAUAAUACAUCAGUUUCUAAAGAAGAAGAAAAAAAAAAGAAAAAAUUUAGGUGUGUCAGACUGUGGGGUGGACGUGUCCCGUGUGAGUGGCCUGACAAGCACUCCUCAGUGGGUUUGUGGGGGCGCUACACUCAGUAUUUUGGGGGGUGGGUUGGGGCUUGGGAGGACAGAACUGUGCUUCCUGUUUGUCCUGCAAAAUGUGGAGUUUCAGAAAGUUACAGCAAUCUGUCAACCUGCAUCAGAAUACUGGAGUGCUGCACAGUCCCUCUGACCGCAGGCAGAGGGCGCUGUGGGGUCUGCAGUCCCUCUGACCGCAGGCAGAGGGCGCUGUGGGGUCUGCAGUCCC